Messenger RNA from Drepanopeziza brunnea f. sp. 'multigermtubi' MB_m1, 1737 nucleotides. RefSeq lists its product as uncharacterized. Lineage: Eukaryota; Fungi; Ascomycota; Leotiomycetes; Helotiales; Drepanopezizaceae. Gene Ontology annotation, cellular component: mitochondrion. Gene Ontology annotation, molecular function: metalloendopeptidase activity; metal ion binding. The record is from RefSeq and is a predicted model, not a curated record.
AUGCUCAAUGCCAAAUGCCAAAUGCCAAAUGCCAAAUGCCAAAUGCUCCAGUCCAGGACCCUCGCACGCUCAUUCUCUCAGAGACCCAUAAUCCCUACUAUAUCCCCUUCCUUCCGCACCGGAAGCAGAAGCAGAAGUCUAGCGACCGUCGUAGAGCCCAUACAGAAAGACCCGGCAGAACUCGACCAAGUAUCGACCUUACCAAAUGGCAUCCGUGUCGCGACGGAAGCCCUGCCAGGCCAUUUCUCGGGCGUGGGUGUAUUCGUCGAUGCCGGCUCCCGAUAUGAGAACGACUACCUGAAAGGUACGAGCCACAUCAUGGACAGGCUCGCCUUCAAAUCCACCCAGAAACGCACGGGUGACGAGAUGCUGGAAGCGCUGGAGAGUCUGGGUGGGAACAUACAUUGCGCGUCUUCAAGAGAAUCCUUGAUGUACCAGUCCGCAACCUUCAACUCCGCCGUCCCAGCGACCCUGGCCCUGCUCGCGGAGACGAUUCGGGAGCCGUUAAUCACGCAUGACGAAGUCAAUGAGCAGGUGCAGACGGCAGCGUACGAGAUUGGAGAAAUCUGGUCCAAGCCCGAGCUGAUCUUGCCGGAACUGGUGCAUAUGGCUGCGUUCAAGGACAACACGUUGGGGAACCCGUUGCUGUGUCCGGCCGAGAGACUUAGGGAGAUCACCAAGCCCGUUAUCGAGACGUACAGGAAUACCUUCUUUCGACCCGAGAGAAUGGUGGUCGCGUUCGCAGGGGUCCAGCAUGAAGAGGCUUUGCGAUUGACGGAGCAGUAUUUCGGGGACAUGCCGAAAUCAGAGACUCCUCUCCUCUCACAAGCAGGAGUUGCAACGUCUCCGGGCUCAUACACCGGCCAAAGCAGCUCGGAAUCUACGGCAUCCCCGCCACCAGAAGAGCCCUCCGGCAUACUAUCCCGCAUGCCCUUCUUCACAAAAGCCACGAACACCGCCCCAACCUUAGCGCCCUCCCCAGCAGACAUCACUAAAUCCGCCAAAUAUACCGGCGGCUUCCUCUCCCUGCCCAACCUUCCCCCGCCAAUUAAUGCCUCCCUGCCACCCCUCACGCACAUCCACUUGGCCUUCGAAGCCGUCUCCAUCUCCUCAGAGGACAUCUUCGCCGUUGCCGUCUUACAAACGUUACUCGGUGGCGGGGGUUCCUUCUCAGCCGGUGGGCCCGGCAAAGGCAUGUACUCGCGCCUCUACACCAACGUGCUAAACCAGCACGGCUGGGUCGAGUCCUGCGUCGCCUUCAACCACUCCUACACGGAUUCCGGCCUCUUCGGCAUCACAGCCAGCUGCUCCCCGGGGAACGUGAGCAACAUGCUCGAUGUCAUGUGUCGCGAGCUCCAAGCCCUGACCCUGGAAUCGGGCUACCAAGCCCUUCAAGUCGCCGAAGUCAACCGCGCCAAAAACCAGCUCCGCUCAAGCCUGCUGAUGAACCUCGAGAGCCGAAUGGUAGAGCUCGAGGACCUGGGCCGGCAGGUGCAAGUUCAUGGCCGCAAGUGGAGCGUGCGGGAGAUGUGCAGGAAGAUCGACGCGCUGACCGUGGAGGACCUGCGCCGGGUUGCGAGGACGGUCGUCACGGGCAUGGUGCAGAACCCCGGGCAGGGCAGCGGGGCGCCGACGGUGGUGUUGCAGGAGGGCGAGGAGGAGGCGGUGACGAGGCAGCCGUUCAAGUGGGCCGAUAUCCAGGAGAGGAUUUCAAGGUGGAAGUUGGGGAAGCGGUAG